AUGGCACUGUGCUCCAAUAUGAGCAUGGCCCCUGUCCGAGCAGAUUGGCUGACCCCGAGUUUCGCGUGCUUGAUUCUGUAUGGUUGCUGGGGCUUCUUGGGAAAGCUGGCUUUGGUCCGUGGCCUCUCGGGUUCUCAGGAGGCUGGUCUGGAGAAGCUGGGAUUCUUUCUCACGCUGGCGGUCAUUCUGAAGCCCUCUUCGUCGGGGGAUCCCUCUGACGGCGCUGGCCUUCUCUCCCGAUCGAAGUUUGCCAUUCUGGCAUCACUGCUGAGUGGAGUAACUGCGGCGCUGGCUAACAUGUGCUACACUCGGGCAAUGGUGCACGGUGAUGCCGGGGCCGUGUCUGCAAUUACUGCGUCCUAUCCGCCUGCCACGCUGCUUCUAUCUGCCGUUUUUAUGCGUGAGAAGCUAUCGAGGAGAAAACUGCUGGGAUCCUUCUUUACCCUCCUGGGUGCGUAUUUCAUGGCACGCAGCUGA
Symbiodinium sp. CCMP2456 is the source of this 477-nucleotide messenger RNA. NCBI's taxonomy places the organism in Eukaryota, Dinophyceae, Suessiales, Symbiodiniaceae. The record is from the annotation of a GenBank genome assembly.